Messenger RNA from Paramecium octaurelia, 1019 nucleotides. The record is from the annotation of a GenBank genome assembly. Lineage: Eukaryota; Ciliophora; Oligohymenophorea; Peniculida; Parameciidae.
AUGGAGGAUCGAUUGAUUUAAUUACAAGAAGUAAGAGCAUUUUAAUCUAGUUUUCGGGCAUAAAAGAUCAAAUUUAAUUGGACACUUCUUAUUCCUCUUAGGAUGAUAAUUUUAUGCCUUAAUUUUCUUCAAACGUAAAAAAGGCACAAUAGUGUUUAGAUAUUAUAAAAAAUAAUAACCUAAGAAUAAGGGAAAUGAUGAGCAAAUAUUCCAUGGCUACUACAAGUUCUGUCGAGAAGGGUAUUAAAAAAUUUAAAUCCUUUAGGUUUAUCGAGAGAAUUAGAGUAGAUUAUCACGCAAAAUUAACAAAUUAGUAAGUAACUAAAAGAAGCAAUGAAGGAUAUCAAAGAAGAGGUUGAAAGAAGUCAAAGAGAGAAAAGUUAAGAGGAUCAAACUGAAACCAGAAUAAAAAUUCAACAGGAAAAUGCAUUAUCUAGUGCAGUUUAUGAAGUUUUACAGGCUUCCUCACAGGUUUCUUGCUAAUAUUAGAAUGGAGUGAGAGAGAAAAUCAAAAGGUAAGCCAGGAUCUUAGAUGAAAAUGCCACCGAAUAGUUUUUAGAUGAAAUAUGCAAUGAUCCAUAAGUAUCUUAACUUUAUCCAAUAUCAAAUUAGAAAGCAACAUAAUUAUUGCAAGGGAAACUCUAUGGAGAAGCUCCUUCAGUUCGUCUGACUAAUGCUGUUUCUGAUAUAUAAGAGAAAUAUAAAGACAUUCAAUAGUUGGAAAAAGUAAGUUGUUUAAUUAUUUUUUAGUCGGUGUAAUUGGUAAGAUAACUAUGGUAAGAUUUAGCAAUCUUAGUGGAAACUUAAGGUUAAUCAACCAAUAAUAUCGAAAUAAGUCUUACUUCAGCCAAAUCUUAUAUUAAUAGAGCCAAAGAUGAACUUUCAAAUGCAGAGGGUGAUCAUUAAUCAGCUAAAAAGGUAUUAAUACAUGCUAUUCUAUCAAGAAAGUCUGUUGUAUUAUUCUAAUAGGUGUUGUAAUUUUGGCUGCAAUCAUUGGACCUAUAGUUGCGACGGCAUGA